UUACGGGAUCGCGCCCUCGAAAAAUACUUUUUCGAUGAGGUUUUCCUGUGAUUUUCCAUAAAAAUGUGUUGAUAUUGUGACUUUUUCAGUGUUUUCUUUGGCUAGUUAAGUGUUACUGCAAAAAUGGAUGAAAAAGAAGAGUUGCAUUUAACCUCACAAGAGUUACAAGUUUUGUCGGAACUUGACAGUCGUCAGUUUGGUUUCCUGAAACUUCGAGGCACCGAACAUGGUCGGACGCGGGCGCUGGUCCUCAAAGCUGUUAAGUACCUCGAAGGCAUGUUGGUGCAAGUCAAGGAAGAAGAAAGGGCCUGUUCUCCGGGGGAAAGAAGGGACAUUAGUAUUGACCCCAAGACAUAUUGUAAACUGGGACACUUCCACCUGCUUCUCGAGGAUUAUGCUAAAGCAAUGUCAGCAUAUCAGAAGUUCUAUGCCCUGGAGCAGGACAACUGGAAAGAUCCGCUUUUCCUCUAUGGACUCGGCCUGUGCUACUACCAUUAUAACGCUUUUGAGUGGGCGACGAAGGCGCUGCAGAUGGCUCUGUACGUGUCGCCGGGGUUUACGCGGGCCGCGGACGCGCACCUGCGGCUGGCGCUCAUGUUCAAGGCGCGGAGACACUGGGCCGCGGCCGCCGCGCACUUCCGCCGCGCGCGCCUCGCGCCGCACCAGGACGCCACCUUCACGCGCCUCGAGCUCAGCUUCCACGCCGCACAUCUGCUCGAGGCAAGAGGACUCCGCAAGGCCGCAAGAGACGCGUACGAGAGGCUGCUGAAGGAGCCCCAACUGUCCUCUUCUCUGAAGGCUGAUGUGUGCAGGCAAUUGGGCUGGCUGUACCACCGCUGCGUGUCCCUGGGCGAGUCGGGCGCGCGGGGCCGCGCGGCCGUGUGGUGCCUGCAGCGCGCCGUGGCCGCCGAGCCGGACUCCGGCGCCGGCCUCUACCUCCUCGGACGCUGCUUCGCCGCACAGGGCAAGGUUCACGACGCCUUCAUCGCCUACCGCAACUCCGUCGAAAAAUCUGAAGGCAACGCCGAUACCUGGUGCUCGAUAGGGGUGUUGUACCAACAGCAGAAUCAGCCGAUGGAUGCCCUUCAGGCGUAUAUUUGUGCAGUGCAGUUGGAUAAGGGUCAUUCUGCGGCGUGGACGAAUUUGGGUAGUUUGUAUGAGAGCUGUCAGAUGCCUCGCGACGCCUUCGCCUGUUACAACAACGGCGGCGCGGCGGCGACGGCGUCUCAUGCCGCCCUCAGGCAAAGGCUCGCUUUCCUCAAAGCUAACCUCGCGCACGCACCGAUGCCAUCCGUCACUGGCAAACGUCGUCAACUGCCAUCGAUAGAAGAGGCGUGGAACCUGCCUAUAUCAGCGGAGAUGUCCUCCCGAGCGCCCAAAUCCGCUCCACCGCCGUACCCCGGCAAGCGCCCGGAAGACCCGCCCCCCCUCACGCCGCACCAGCUGCAAACUCUACAGUAUCUACAAAGGAACUCACAUAAUCUCUCGCCGCAACAACAAACGCUGAUGCAACAGUUACUAUCGCAGUACCGACUAGCCCAAGCGGCGAGGGCGCGAGCGGUAACUAAGAGUGAAGGAGGCACCGGCGACAACGCCGAGUCGCUGGCAGAAGAUCUACUGAAGAGGUUCUCCGAUUCGCAACCGGACAUCAAGAAGGAACCUGUCACCACAGAGAGCGCGAGCAGCAGCGGCGGCAAUGAGGCGGUGCUGGGAGGCCGGCAGCCGGUGGUGAAGCUGGAGCCGCUCAAGACGGACCCGCUCAAGCCCGUCACCUUCCACGUCGGCAUGACGGCCAAGCAGAUCUUGGAUACCUGCAAAGACAACGCGGGUCCGCCGACGUCGUGGUCGGUGCUGGGCGACGGGCUGGGCCCCCCCUCGCCUCCCCCUGUGCCGCCGCCGCGCCUCUCGCCCGAGCAGCUGGCGCCGCCCGCGCCCUUCGUGUACGUGGAGUCCAAGCGCGACGCCUUCUCGCCGCAGCUGCAGGACUUCUGUCUCAAACACCCGAUCGCGGUCGUGCGCGGCCUCACCGCCGCCCUCAAGCUCGACCUGGGCCUGUUCUCGACCAAGACGCUGGUGGAGGCGUGGCCCGACCACGCGGUGGAGGUGCGCACGCAGCUGAUGCAGUCUGCCGACGAGAACUGGGACCCCACGGGCCGACGCCGCGUGUGGGCGUGCGCGUCGCACCGCUCGCACACCACGGUGCGCAAGUACGCGCAGUACCAGGCCGGCUCGUUCCAGGAGUCGCUGCGCGAGGAGCGCGAGCGCGGCGCGGCGCCGGCGCACUCGGGCGGCGGGCUGUCGGACUCGGACGGCCGCGAGUCGGGCUCCGGGCCCGUCAAGCGGCGCCGCGGGGCGCGCAUGCUGCGCUUCGGCACCAACGUCGACCUCUCCGACGAGCGCAAGUGGCGGCCGCAGCUCACCGAGCUGCAGAAGCUGCCGGCCUUCGCGCGGGUCGCCUCCGCCGCCAACAUGCUGUCGCACGUGGGCCACGUGAUCCUCGGCAUGAACACGGUGCAGCUGUACAUGAAGGUGCCCGGCAGCCGCACGCCCGGCCACCAGGAGAACAACAACUUCUGCUCGAUCAACAUCAACAUCGGCCCCGGCGACUGCGAGUGGUUCGGCGUCCCGGACGCGUACUGGGGCGGCGUGAACGAGCUGUGCGAGCGGCACGGGCUGUCGUACCUGCACGGCUCGUGGUGGCCCGACCCGGACGAACUGCGCGCGCACGGCGUGCCCGUGUACCGCUUCACGCAGCGGCCCGGGGACCUCGUGUGGGUCAACGCCGGCUGCGUGCACUGGGUGCAGGCCACGGGCUGGUGCAACAACAUCGCCUGGAACGUGGGCCCGCUCACCGCGCGCCAGUACACGCUCGCGUUGGAGCGCUACGAGUGGAACAAGGUGCAGAACUUCAAGUCGAUCGUGCCGAUGGUGCACCUGACGUGGAACCUGGCGCGCAACAUCCGCGUGUCGGACCCGCGGCUACAGCGCGCCAUGCGCACGUGCCUGCUGCAGACGCUGCGCGCGGCGGCCGGCACGCUGGGCGCCGUGCGCGCGCGCGGCGUGGCCAUCCGCUUCCACGGGCGCGCGCGCGGCGAGGCCUCGCACUACUGCGGCGCGUGCGAGCGCGAGGUGUGGCACGCGCUGCUGGUGCGCGAGCACGAGCGCCGCCACGUGGUGCACUGCCUGGCCUGCGCGCGCCGCGCCUCGCCCACGCUGCAGGGCUUCCUGUGCCUGGAGGAGCACCACAUGGACGAGCUGGCGCAGGUGUACGACGCCUUCACGCUGCACCGGCCGGCGCCGCCGCUGGCCGCCGCCGCGCUGCCGGCGCCGCCGCCGCCCUCGCUGGCGCCCACGCCCGACUGAGCGCCGGCCCCGCCCGCGCGGCUGCGCUAGACUCCUGUGUUCGCGGGUCCGGGCGGCCUCGGCGCCGGCGCCCGGUCCUUGUGCCGUCGACGUACCUGUAUUUAUUUAGUGUGAGAGUGGAUGAUACUUUUGUUUGAGGGCGUAUAGCUUAUCGAUUAGUUGUCCCGGUAUCGUCGAUCGCUGUUGUCGUUUGUGAGCAUAGAAUUAGAUUCCGCAAUUUAAUUGGCAUUUCACGGUUUUUGAUACAGUAUUAGAAGCUAGUUACUACCUAUCUGUAAUUAUAGUUAAACGUCAUUUUUGACCAAAUGCGAAGAAAGAUAUCUCGAUCUAUUUUUACUACACCGCGUGAGUAUAAGAUGUGUGAAGCGAAUAUUUUGGGUGAUAAAUGUAAUUUUUUAAUAAGAAACGUUUACAAUGUACACACUCCUCGAUCACUAUUGUAAUUGUGAGAGAUAACGAUAUAAAGUCAAUUCGGCGACAAACGGCUGAUAAUUUUAGGCGAAUGUAUAUAUUCGGCGGCCGCCUCGCGAGCGGCGCGCAUGGUCUCAAGUGCUCAGGUGUUCACCACGAUAUGAAUGUGUUAUUUUUGUAUAGAGGCAUAUUUAUUUAUUUUUUUCAUACUGUGACUUCAUACUUAGUUCGAUUCUCUAGUAGUUUCUUAGUGAAUAGUAGGUGUAAGUAUAUCGCACGGAUGGAGGCCCUGCGUUUUAGCAGGGUCUGAUGAAUAGUGCUGCAAUGUCCCAAAGAAUGUUAUACUCGUGUAGGCAAGCCAGAUAUUAAUGGAAAUGUAUGGAAUGAUGUAUCCCACUAAUCUGUGCCUGUAGUUCGUUUCGGGUCGGAUGUAUUAAAUUGUGAAACCUGACAUGUGUUCUUUCUUACGAAUUGGACUGUAAUUGAUUAGUCGUAAUAAAUUGUUCUCGAAUGGAUAAGUUAGCUGGGGUAGGCGGGGUAAGCUCAGGUGAGGCAGUAGUGGGCGCUCGGCCUCGGCGCUGCCGUUUGUUGUUUCUCUUGAAGUUUUAUUGCCGCGUUAGUGAGAUUUCAAUGUUGACUGUAUUUCUUUCUAGUGCCGAGAGCCGAGCCCCACGGUUGGAAUAUGGAAGUGUUGGUCGGACUAUGUAUAGCGAAUGCCGAUAUAUUUAUAAGUAAUAAUAACAUCACUGCCAUGUAUGACCUUACUGUUUAUACUGUAAUAAUAAAUUUUUAAUAAACAAAUUAAGUACGGAAUGAAA
Messenger RNA from Pectinophora gossypiella (pink bollworm), 4592 nucleotides. RefSeq names its product lysine-specific demethylase 6A (gene Utx). Gene Ontology annotation, biological process: regulation of gene expression. NCBI's taxonomy places the organism in Eukaryota, Metazoa, Arthropoda, Insecta, Lepidoptera, Gelechiidae. The record is from RefSeq and is a predicted model, not a curated record. The transcript has 12 exons. Gene Ontology annotation, cellular component: MLL3/4 complex. Gene Ontology annotation, molecular function: histone H3K27me2/H3K27me3 demethylase activity; RNA polymerase II cis-regulatory region sequence-specific DNA binding; protein binding. Bases 124 to 3363 code for a protein of 1079 amino acids.